AUGUCUCAUGCUCUCGGCUUCUUAACUCUCCUGUUGGCAUUUUCAAGAGACGAUGCUCUCUAUGGUCACGCUUUGGUUCGUUGCCAGUUUAGUUCCCAUGACGGUCAUGAUGCUGUGUACCUGGAGCAGUACUACUUCAACAAGAUGCUGGCGGUCCAGUACAACAGCACUUUAGGGGCGGCUGUGGUUCAAUCCCUGGUUCCCCCUGAAGUUGCAGAUAUUUUUAGCAGGAAUCCCAGUUUUGUGCAUUUAGGGAAAUGGAAAACAGAACGUUGUAAAAGAAACGCCCAAGUGUUUUAUAGUGGCCUUCUGAACCCAGUUGAGCCCUCCGUCAGGCUUAGGUCAGUUGAGACAGCGGGCAGCAAAUAUCCAAGGAUGCUCGUCUGCAGUGUGUACGACUUUUAUCCCAAACAAAUUUGGGUGACUUGGCUGAGGAACGGAAAGAAGGUGACAUCUGAUGUGAUGUCCACUGAUGAACUGCCCAAUAGGAAUUGGCUCUACCAGAUGCACUCCUAUCUGGAGUUUACACUCAGACCAGGAGAGAAAAUAACCUGCAUGGUGGAGCACACCAGCCUCCUGGAGCCCAAACUUUGUGACUGGGAGCCCAUGCCUGAGUUCGGGAUGGAUAAGAUUGUUGUUGGGAUGGCAGGGCUGCUGUUGGGUCUGGUCUUUGUAGUUGUUGGGCUGAUUUACUACAAGAUGAAGUCUGUGCGGGUUUUGGUGCCAACAACUGAGGGUUUAUAUCCAGAGCACACACUUUAAGUCGGAGAAGCCUG
Micropterus dolomieu (smallmouth bass) is the source of this 776-nucleotide messenger RNA. Its product is annotated as class II histocompatibility antigen, B-L beta chain-like. Gene Ontology annotation, biological process: immune response; immunoglobulin production involved in immunoglobulin-mediated immune response; positive regulation of T cell activation. The coding region runs from base 1 to 762 and encodes 253 amino acids. The transcript has 7 exons. The record is from RefSeq and is a predicted model, not a curated record. Gene Ontology annotation, cellular component: membrane; MHC class II protein complex. NCBI's taxonomy places the organism in Eukaryota, Metazoa, Chordata, Actinopteri, Centrarchiformes, Centrarchidae. Gene Ontology annotation, molecular function: MHC class II protein complex binding.